Neopelma chrysocephalum (saffron-crested tyrant-manakin) is the source of this 1824-nucleotide messenger RNA. RefSeq names its product translation initiation factor IF-2-like. The record is from RefSeq and is a predicted model, not a curated record. NCBI's taxonomy places the organism in Eukaryota, Metazoa, Chordata, Aves, Passeriformes, Pipridae. The transcript is spliced from 4 exons. Bases 26 to 676 code for a protein of 216 amino acids.
CCUUCAGGGAUCUCCCGUGGGCACCAUGGGCACCGUGAAGAAACCCAACUGGAGACCUUCAGGGAUCUCCCAUGAGCACCAUGGACAAACCCAACUGGAGACUUCGAGGACCUUUGGGGACCUUCAGGGAUCACCCAUGAGCACCCAUGGAGACUGUGGAGAAACCCAACUGGAGACCUCGAGGAUCUUUAUGGACCUUCAAGGAUUACCCGUGGGCACCGUGGAGAUCGUGGAGAAACCCAACUGGAGACCUCGGAGACCUUGGGGACCCCCUGUGAGCACCAAGGACACCCCGGAGAGCUCGGGAAUCUCCCCCCCCGUGAGCACCGAGGACACCCCGGAGGCCUCGGGGUCUGAGGGCACCGAGGGCACACCUGAGGCACGGCCUGGGCACCCUCACCUGUCCCCAGGGCUCCUCCAGGUGUUCCAGGACACUCGGUGGGGGGGGAGGCCCUGGAAAGCCUGGAGACCCCCCCAGGACGCUGCAGACACACCUGGGACCCCCCCUGGGUACCCCAACCCCACCACUCCGGCGGUGGCCGGACCACCUGGAGCGGUGCCCCCCCCUCACCUGAUCCAGGUGUGUCCAGGUGCCGAGUGGGGACUCCACGGGGCUGGGGGGGGGCAGGGGGGAGGUCUCUGCUCGCUCUCUCCUCCUUUCCAUGUUUUUCCUUAAUUUUUCUGGGGAGGGGGAGGAAUUUCUGGGGAGAAAGAACAAAAAGAUGAGGAUUAAUCCCAUGUUUAAUUAGACACCCGUUAUCAGGUAACGAGGAAUCGCCGCCGACGCGAGGAGUGGCGACUCCUUGGGAGCCACAGACCCAAAUCCAUCUAUUUUUAUAACAGAAUAUUAAAAAUAUCCUGAAAAAAUCCCCAAAAUCGCCUUUCCAGAGGGGGUGGGAUCCUGGUUUGUGCCCCCCAAGUUCCUUGGAAGCAGCUUUUAACCCCCCAGCGGGGUCACGGCGUGUUUUGGGGGGUCAAUGGAACUAAAACUUCAGGGAUUCCCUCUGGAACCCCCAAAAUUUUGGCUGGGGGGGGGGGUCUUGUCACGCUUCCCCCCCCCCCCCCCCCCGCCUUCCCCAAAUACCCCAAAAUGGGCAUUUUUUGCCCCAAAUUCCUCCGCUCGCUGGGGUUUGGCCACUUGGAGCCAAAAAACAGGCGGAACUUCCCCCCCCACCCCAAACCCCCAACCCCGAGUCUCCUGUCCUCAUUAUAAUUGUUAUUAUUCUUAAUUAUUCUUAAUUAUUCUUCUUAUUAUUAAUUAUUAUUAUUAAUUAUCGUUGUUGUUGUUGUUAUUAUUAUUAUUGCGGUUCUUAUUUAUUUUCCCUUCGCCGCCGGGAUAAUUUCUCGCUUUUCAGUGGUUUAUUUCCGAUUUAUUUCCAAUUCUUCCCUGCUUUUCCCCCAAUCCUGGGACCCUCCCAGGACCCUCUUUUUCCCCUGGGACCCCCCCCUCAAGCCCCUUCCUGGCUCUUGUAUUUUUUUUUGUGUCGUGCCUGUGUGAAGCUUCUUGUAGUUUUAAUUAUUAUUAAUAUAAAUAUUUAGGAGGGACCCCCCCGUGUCCAGAUCCGCCGUCACCCCCCAAACUCUGACCCCCACCCCCUUUCCCGGGGAUCCAGCCCUGGAAUUCGGGGGGAGAACGGGGGGACCCCCAAUUCAGUAGCAAUAAGGGGGUCCCCACCUCAGCCCCGGCCGAUUUUUGGGGGGGGCCCAACGAGGGGACAAAACGUGCCCGGGGAACCCCCCCUGUGGCACCGCGGGACCCCCCGGAGGGGACCGGGACCCCCCCCGGCCCCCACCCCUGGACUCGACUCUUUGUAUUUUUCAUGG